CUCCUGGUGAUUUUUGGAAGGUGAAGCUAAUCGACGACGAUUAUGGCCACGGCGGCGACAGCAUCGGCACCGCCAGUAGAUGGCAAGAAGAAGAAGAGUGCCGCCGCGUACUCCAAGGAGGAUUCGCAUGAGGAAGAAAAGGUGCCGCUGUUUGCGGCAUUCCUGUGCUACUUUAACUUUGCCAUCCUCAUCACGUUUGGGCGUAUCCGUGACUUCUUCGGGUGGUGGAGUGGGUAUUCGAGGUACCACUCGAAGGGCGACAGCAAGGAUGGAUGUGCCGACAUGUUUAUCCCAUGGGAGAACUUCUACACGAAUCGCAUCUACCACCGCGUCCAGGACGUGUUCAACCGUCCCGUGUCGUCGGCCCCCGGGGCGCGCAUCGACGUGAUCCAGCGCGUGUCCACGGACGGCAACAAGUCCAUGCAGUGGACGCCCAAGACCCAGAACUGCAUCAACUUGGGCUCGUACAACUAUCUCGGGUUUGCCGACGACUGGAUGAACACGUGUGCGUCGAUGGUGUUGCCUGAGGUGGACACGCACACCGUGUGCAGCAACUCGCCGUCGGCCGAGUUCGGCACGACACCCGUGCACGUCGAACUGGAGGCGCUUGUGGCCGAGUUUAUCGGCAAGGAAGCCGCGAUCGUGUUCAACAUGGGGUAUGGCACCAACUCGACGUCGAUUCCAGCGUUGAUGGGUCCGGGCACGCUCGUGCUCAGCGACGCAUUGAACCACACGUCGAUCGUCAACGGCAUCCGCGCGUCCGGUGCCGCCGUGGCCGUGUUCAAGCACAACAGCGCCAAGCAUUUGGAGGUGAUGCUCCGCACCAAGAUCGCGGCAGGCCAGCCCCGCACGCAUCGACCGUGGAAGAAGAUAUUCGUGGUCGUUGAGGGCAUUUACUCGAUGGAAGGCGAGAUUUGUAAACUCCGAUCGAUUGUGGACGUUGCCAAGAAGUACAAGGCGUACAUGUACGUGGACGAAGCGCACAGCAUUGGCGCGCUGGGCGACACUGGGCGAGGCGUGUGCGAGUACACUGGUGUGUCCCCCAGUGAAAUUGACAUUUUGAUGGGGACGUUCACCAAGUCGUUUGGGGGCAUGGGGGGCUACAUCGGGGCGUCGAAAGAGGUUGUGUCGUUGCUGCAGAAUGCGUCGUCGGGGCAUUUCAUGGGCACGUCGUUGGCCCCCGUAGUUGCCGCCCAGGUGCUUGCGUCGUUCAAGGUCAUUAUGGGGCGCGACGGCACGAAUAUUGGCGCGACCAAGCUCAAGGCACUGCAGGACAACGCCAACUUUCUGCGCCAAGGACUCAUGGACGCGGGGAUGGUGACACUGGGCCAGUUCGACUCGCCUGUAAUCCCCGUGAUGCUGUACUCGAUUUCCAAGAUCGCAGAGUUCAGCCGACAAUGUCUGCUUCGCAACAUGGCCGUGGUCACCGUCGGCUUUCCAGCCACGCCGCUCCUGCUCGGCCGCGUCCGGUUCUGCGUCUCCGCCGCGCACACCCGCGCUGAUUUGGAGGAAGCGCUCAAAAACUUGGCCGACGUCGCCAAGGUGUGCCAUAUCCGGUUCCACAAGCACAUGUUUGGUUAACGAGUUGAAAUGAAAGUGGGACUGGGUUACAGUAACGAACUCGUGUCCUGGGAGAGUUGUAGGUAGGCCACGGACGAGGUUGGUGGGGUUCUCACGUUAGAUUACAAAGCCUUUGAGUCAA
Messenger RNA from Aphanomyces astaci, 1702 nucleotides. RefSeq lists its product as hypothetical. Gene Ontology annotation, biological process: ceramide biosynthetic process; sphingosine biosynthetic process. Bases 43 to 1581 code for a protein of 512 amino acids. Gene Ontology annotation, cellular component: serine palmitoyltransferase complex. The transcript has a single exon. NCBI's taxonomy places the organism in Eukaryota, Oomycota, Saprolegniomycetes, Saprolegniales, Verrucalvaceae. The record is from RefSeq and is a predicted model, not a curated record. Gene Ontology annotation, molecular function: pyridoxal phosphate binding; serine C-palmitoyltransferase activity.